Chrysochloris asiatica (Cape golden mole) is the source of this 519-nucleotide messenger RNA. It is a transcript of the gene PTP4A1, whose product is annotated as protein tyrosine phosphatase type IVA, member 1. NCBI's taxonomy places the organism in Eukaryota, Metazoa, Chordata, Mammalia, Afrosoricida, Chrysochloridae. Gene Ontology annotation, biological process: protein dephosphorylation. Gene Ontology annotation, cellular component: nucleus. The record is from RefSeq and is a predicted model, not a curated record. Gene Ontology annotation, molecular function: protein tyrosine/serine/threonine phosphatase activity.
AUGGCUCGAAUGAACCGUCCAGCUCCUGUGGAAGUCACAUACAAGAACAUGAGAUUUCUUAUUACACACAAUCCAACCAAUGCGACCUUAAAUAAAUUUAUAGAGGAACUUAAGAAGUAUGGAGUUACCACAAUAGUAAGAGUAUGUGAAGCAACUUAUGACACUGCUCUUGUGGAAAAAGAAGGCAUCCAUGUUCUNGAUUGGCCUUUUGAUGAUGGGGCACCGCCAUCCAACCAGAUUGUUGAUGAUUGGUUAAGUCUUGUGAAAAUUAAGUUUCGUGAAGAACCUGGUUGUUGUAUUGCUGUUCAUUGUGUUGCAGGACUUGGGAGAGCUCCAGUGCUUGUUGCCCUAGCAUUAAUUGAAGGUGGAAUGAAAUAUGAAGAUGCCGUACAGUUCAUAAGGCAGAAGCGACGUGGAGCUUUUAAUAGCAAGCAACUUUUGUAUUUGGAGAAGUAUCGUCCUAAGAUGCGUUUGCGCUUCAAAGACUCCGAUGGUCAUAAAAACUGUUGCAUUCAAUAA